AUGUCGGCAGAAAGCCCCGGCCAGAAGCAGGGCUUCAAGUCCAAGUUCAGCAAUGCCUUGCGCCCUAAGAAAUCCCGGCAGGUCCUCCGGAAGGGCAGCCGGUCCACCACUGAGGUGCCGCUGCCCCCAGGUCCUGAUCUCAACAAGCCACUGCCAGAUCCCGCUCCAUUGCAAGCCCACCGGCUCAAAUACAAGCAAAUGCACUCGCAGGUUGAUACUCAAUUGGGUGAGCGCCGCGACUAUACGACUAUGAUCCAUUCUUUGGGUCUCCUGGACCCAAUGGACAACUCCGGGCCGGUGGAAGAAGACAAUGAGAACCGUGAGCCUGGAGAGGGCGAUAUUGCCAAGCUGCCGCGGCGGCUGUGGGCCUAUAUUGCAUGGUUCCUGAGCCCGGCUGAUGCAGCUAGCUUAUCGCUUGCCAGCAUCACCCUCUAUCGACGGUUGGGAUUCAAUUACUUUAUGGUGCUGGAUCACCCGGCGAACUAUGACUAUAAAAUGGACUUCCUCGCGGGGAUCGACCGCGAUCUACCCCGGCAUCUCCUGUGUUUCCCGUGCGGGCGGUACCACCGACGCACUCAGGAAGGAACUGAACGACUCAAACCGUCGCAUGUCAUCAACCCGCUCUUCAACUGCCCCAAUGCGCAGAACAUGCUCAACCCUCCGCCGCGCCACCGCAUCACCCACGGCCGCACGCUCCCCUUCUCAUUUGUCCAGCUCGCGAUGCGCGCCCAUCGCUUCGGUCCUCACUAUGGGAUCUCGGUGGACUCGCUGGCACGGCGCUGGCAACGCGACGACUGGUCGCACAGCUCGCGAUACCUCGUCCACGACGGCCGGCUACUGAUGCGGGUAACAAGCCAGACCUUUGCGCCGGCAGGUCUCCCGCCAUCGUCCCAGCGGCUGCUUCUCCACUCGCGGGAGGACUACUGGCCGUUCUUCUCGGCCUGCGCACACUGGCGCGACGGCGAGCUGAUGCCCGCGUGCAAGUGUGCACUGAACCACAUCCCCAAGGCCCGCGACAACGGCGGGCUCCAAGCCGUGGAGCACAAGGUCAAAGACCGCUGGGCCGGGCGCCAACAUGACCCCAACGCGCUGACCACGCUCUGUGGCUUCUGUCGCCCGAUGCGCCGCUGUCCCGAAUGUCCCUCCGAAUACCUGAUCGAGGUCAAGCUUACCGAGGACCGCAGCGACCCGCGCAAUCUUCAGUUCAGGCAGGCUAUUGUCGUUACCCGCUGGACAGACCUCGGCGAUGGUACCACGCCCAACACCAUCGAAUGGGGCGCUGUCAACGGCCAGCGCGACGACUACGACUCGUUUCAACACUAUGAGAAGCGCGCCAUCGCCAGUAUCUUUGAGGCUGCCUUCACUGCGGAUGCGCUCCCGGGCCAGCGCAUCAUUUCCAUGAAUCCCAAGCAGAAGAAGCAGGGCGAAAAGGGUCAUGAUUGGUAUUAA
Penicillium alfredii is the source of this 1449-nucleotide messenger RNA. RefSeq lists its product as uncharacterized. The transcript has a single exon. Bases 1 to 1449 code for a protein of 482 amino acids. Lineage: Eukaryota; Fungi; Ascomycota; Eurotiomycetes; Eurotiales; Aspergillaceae. The record is from RefSeq and is a predicted model, not a curated record.